Messenger RNA from Megachile rotundata (alfalfa leafcutting bee), 6621 nucleotides. It is a transcript of the gene Cep290, whose product is annotated as Centrosomal protein 290kDa. The record is from RefSeq and is a predicted model, not a curated record. Gene Ontology annotation, cellular component: centriolar satellite; ciliary transition zone. Gene Ontology annotation, biological process: non-motile cilium assembly; ciliary transition zone assembly. NCBI's taxonomy places the organism in Eukaryota, Metazoa, Arthropoda, Insecta, Hymenoptera, Megachilidae.
AGGAUGGAAUAUUUUAAUGACUCGUAUGAGCAAUAAAAUCGAAAAUAAAGAAAGUUGAAUUACAUAAUAUACAAAAACGGUAUAACCAUCUAGCGGUACAACAUUGGUACUGAUAGAGCUAUAAAUUUUGGCUAGUAGUGCAGUAGUGGCUUUUUCGGUUUCUUAAGUCUAUAGUAAGCCAUCAUGUGACGACAGUACGAUUCUAAUAUUGGUGUCAAAUAUAAAUCACUUUGAAACAUGUGUAUAUAGAGAUACGUUCGUACAGAUGGCAAACAUUAGCAGACAAUAAGAGGUCACUCAUUGUUUGCUUUCACGUAGCUGUACGACGUAACAAAAUAAAUGCUAGCAUAAAUAAUCUGUCACUGCGAUAGAGCUUGCUAUAUGUAUAUAUAUGCAUACAUGUUUCCUAGUGUAAGUGAGUGUCACAUACAAUGUCAGGUAGAAUCAUUACUUUUAGAAUGCAGUGAAUUAAAAGAAACAAUUUCUUCCUUAAAACCUGAACCUGCUAAGCGUAAAAAGAAAGAGUGGGAUACACCUGAAACAAAACAUGAAACAAGCGAUAUAUCUAAACAUAUGGAUGUAUCAGAAAGCACUGAACAUGAUGAUGUAUUGCAAAAAAAAAAUAAAAAGAUUAAAAUUCUUAUGACAGAACUAGAGACCAUGGAAAAGGAUAACAUAGUUUUGAAAGAAAGUUUAACAUUAUUGACUCAAGAAAUGGAAGAUGCGACACAAAAGAUGAAUGAAAUGACAGAAGAAUUAAGUUCUGCUUAUGUUAAAUCUACUGAAUUCAAAGAAAAUAUAUUACACUUAGAACAAGAAAAUGCUGCAUUAGUUGCUCAAAUUGAGGAAAUAACAGCACAGCAAAUUGACAGGGACAAAGCAAUAGAUGAAUUUGGUGCAGCAAUUGAUGCUAGAAUUAAUGAAUGGAAGGCAAUACUGGAUGAAAAAGAUGCUGAAAUUCAACGACUGAAGGAAACUUUGUCACAAUCACUGGUUCAAUCUGUAGUUUCUGUCCAAGAACAAAGCAAGUCCGAAAUUGUUCAUUUGAACGAAGAAAUAGAUCGUCGCGACAAACUAAUUGAAGAAUUGAAAACAAAACUUUCUGAAGCUACUAUUGAAAUCAAUGAAGGUGCUGCAGUCAUAGAAAAAUUAAAAGAAGACGCACAAAAGGUUGGAAAACAUGAUAGAAAGAAGGAGCAAAAGGAAUUACUUAAAAGAUUACAAGAAGCCAAUGAGCAAAUAUCAAGUUUACAGCUUAAGUUGUCACAAGCAGAGGAAGAUGCCCAGUUGAGAAGUAGCAAACUGUGUGAAGCAUUAGCUACAUUAAAAAAGUACAAGGACGAAAAUCAAGGAUUAACAGAAGCGUUAAACGAAAUAAAGGAACUGAAAAACGAUUUAAAGGGAAAAAGCGAACACAUAAGAGAGUUAAUCAAUGUUGUCAAUAAAUUGGAAAUGUUGAAUUCCUAUCAAGAGAUGGAAAUUAUAACUCUUCGAGAGAAGCUAGGAAUACCGGAGCACGAAUCCGUGUCGAUUCAACACGCCUUGGCAAAACGCAAAGAAGAGGAAACGAAAUUGGAGGAACUUCUUCAACAAAAUAAAAUGCUUCUCGAGGAAAAUUUAGAGUUGAAGUCGGACAUAAGAGUGUUAAAGUAUAAAUUAAGUAAAACGUCGAAAGAGUUCGAUUUCUCGAACGCCACCGUCGACAGUGGCAUGGAAUUUUUGCAUUCGACGAAGCUGGUGGAAUCAGAAUCAAAGAACAUGUUCGAACUGAAGCAGAACAUGCAAUUUGUCAUAGACGAGAACGAAGCUCUCAGAACGGGAAUGCACGAAAUUUUGGAUAGUAUACGAAAUCAAGACGGUAAAAGCAUCGUGGAAAUACAAUCGAGCACGUUAGAGCGAUUGCUAGAAGCGUUAGAUGUGAGACAUUUAGCGGGUUGGUAUCAUCCAGCGAUGAGACUACAGGAACACUUGAACGUUGUACAGGGCAGCAACACCGAAUUAAGAGCGCAAAUUAAACAAAUGAGAAAAGAGCUUAAGAAGAAAGAUAGCAUGCUCCAAUCGUUAUCCCGAAAUCAAAUCACCAUCGACGAAUAUAUCGACGAAUCGGAUAGCGAGAAGACGAUGUACGUUUCCGAGAUAAGCAAGUUGCAAGAAACGUACAAAAACGCAUCGGACGAAUGGGAGAAACAGAAGAAUACUUUAUCAGAACAAACCGAGCAGCUGAAAAACGAAGUAGAGAAGUUGAAGAUGCAGCUCGAAGUUUACGAGCAAAGUGCAAAAACGCUGGAGGAGGGUGAGGACGAAAUUCGAAAAGCUUUCGCGAUUAAAACGAAGGAAUACGUAGAAGUAGCCAGCGAGCUUCUACUGGCGAACAGGAAAAACGUUGCUCUUCAACAAUUGUUGGACAGAGAAUCUACAAAAAUAUAUCAAGAACGAAAAGAAGCUAUAAAAAAUGAAAAUUAUUUAAAGAAAUCGCUUGCUGAUGUCAUAAAGCACAACAAAGUCCUCGAGCGUGAAAUUUCGACUGUUCAGAGCAACCUGUCCAAUUCUGUCAGCUACACCGUUUACAACGAGCUGAAAGAAAAACAUGAAGAACUUGGUAUACGUUAUCGAAACUUGCUAGAAAAUAAUUUAGUCUCGGAGAACGCUAAGGAGGUAGAAGUCUUGAAGAAAGAGUUAGAGAUGGCGAAAAGAGAGAAAGAACAGUUACUGGAACAUCUUCAAAAAGAGAUUCACCACGAAGAUGAACAAGAUUUACAGGCAAAGUUGAAAGAGAGUCAAGCUAGAGAACUUUUAGAAAAACAGCGCGCCGAUCAUGUGAGCAGCUUGCACGAGAUCUUGCAGGCCCAGCUGACGAAGAGCGAAGAGAGCCUGAAAGAAGUGGUCGCCGCAAAGUCCGAGUUGCAGGAAGAAUUAAUUAUUCUACACAAGAGAUUAUCGAAAGACCUGCGUUUCGAGAAAACGGACAACCUUGACGAUAAUCGUGUACAAGAAUUGAAGGAUAACGUUGCGACUCUUCAGCUGGAGACCGAGAACUUGAAGAAGCAGCUUCAAAUUGCUCGUGAGGAAGCCGAACAACAGUACUCAUUGAAUUCGCUGAAAAUAAUGGAACUAGAUGAUCUCAGGCAUCAGAUUUUGGAUUUGCAAGCAGUCAGCGAGGAUAAGGCGACGAUUUCGAGAUUGGAUUUUGAAUUGGCUGGUAAAAAGCUAUCGGAGAUGGAGCUGAACGCUCAAAAAGCGAGGAUGGAGAACGAGCUGUCGUAUCAGCAGGAGGAACUCGAGAAAUUGAGGACAACUUGCGAGGGAUUACGCGUUUAUGUGCAGGAUUGUCGGAAACAGUGCGAAAAUCGUUGCAGAACGUUCACAGAUGUCAUAGGAUUUCUGCAAAGUAUGUACGCAGGUUCUACUUCUAUUAGCUCUUUAGAUAGAGUAGUGUCGUUGUCGAUAAAAUUGAAAGAAGAACGCGGGACUAUCGAUUCCGAAAUUAGAAAAGCGAAGGAGUGUCACGAGGAUGCGAAACAGCAGCAGGAAAUGUUAAUGAAUCGUUUGCAAAUCGUGGAGAGCUUGAAAGAAAUACUUGAACAACAAAUUGGGAGCAAUGGGGUGCAGGAUAUUCUGCAGCGUUUUUCGGAAUAUUCUCAGUACACACUAAAUGAUUUCAAAAACAAGCGAAAAAUAACGCAACUGGAACACGAGUUGCAAGCAGCGAACAACAGAUUCAUGGAUUACGAGUCGAUAAUAUCGAGCAUGGAGCACGACAUGAUUCAAAUUCAGAAAGUCUGGGGCAAAGGUCAGCAGCAAUCGAAAACAGACUUCCGUACUACGACAACAAGUCCCAUGCCUCUUGAAGGCAAGCACACAUCCGUUCAAGCAACGCCAGACACGAGGUCCAUAGAAGUUCAAACUGAUCCUUACACUUGUUGCUUGGAGAAGAAAGAGACUGUCGAGACGGAGGUUCAAACUUCGAUCCCGAAGAAAGAAACGAAAGAACAAUCGACAGAGGCGGAUCAGAAAGAAGUGUACUCCAAGAAAGAGGCGAGUCAAGCAGAAAAAUCGGAGAAGGAGGAAAACACGAUCGAGAAGCAACAGGAUAACGAACAAGUGUCCUUACUACGUGACCAGCUGAAUCAAGCUCUGAAACUUGCAUCGGAAAGAUCCUCCACUUUAGUCAAGUACGAGUUGCAGAUAGCGGAGUAUCAAACAAAGGUGGAUGCGUUGAACAAGACUAUAUCGAGCAUGGAUCUUCAGUUGGCUCAAAAAGACAAGCUUCUGGAGGAGUACAAGCUCUCCUCGCAUCCUCAGCUUCAGACCAGCGACUACAGCGACAAGCUUGCGUUAAAAUCGACGAUAAAUAGUUUACAGAAGUUGCUUGGUCAGAAAGAGGAGACUAUAGUCAGGUACCAGAACCUGUUGAAGGAGGAUCGCGACGAGCACAGCAAAGCCGCAGCUCGUUUACAAGAAGAGAUCAGAAGCUUACAGGCUCGAGUUCACUCGAUGCAAAACGAACUUCAGAAGGUUCACUCGUUGAAAGGGUCCGAUGAACCGGAAAGAUUAGGGUCCGAUAGGAUGCAGGAAACGGAGACCAGGAUCGAACUUGCGAAGAGUAACGCUGUUCAGACUGAAGAGGUGGCUAGGUUGCAGGAAACAGUGUCGACUUUGGAGGCGGAUUUGAACAUUACCAAGGAACUGAGCGAACGUUGGCACAGAUUGGCGGAAGAGAGGUUGAAACACAUGGAUCGAAUGAGGGAAAGAUUGGAGGAGGAACACAAGAGCGAACUGGAGAGUUAUCGCGGGGAGUUGAAGAAAUGGCAGUUGGAGGCGGACGCACUUCGCAAACAGUUGUCUGAGAAUCGAGUGCUGAUCACUAAAGGGAACAUGUCUUUAAUGAAGGAGUUGCAGGAGAAGGACGAUAAGAUACAUGAACUCAGUCUUGCAUGUCAGCAGUUGCAGAACGCGGUGGAGUCGAUGGAGUCUGCGACCCGUUCCCAACGAGCGAUAACUCACGGAGAAGCGGAGUCCAGAAUUCACGAGAUUACUCAAACUUUUGCUCGCGAUCAGUCGCAGCAAAACGCGCAGACGGAACUUAUGAAGAAACAGUUGCAGUCGUUGUUGGAGAAGGAGAAAACAUACAAGAACGAGAUCUCUGACUUGAAGCAACAACUUAGUCGCAGGUACAUGGCCGUGAAGUCGCAGGAGAAGAAAACGACGCAACGAGAAAUACAGUUAGAACGUAAGGUAAAGUCCUUGGAGGAAGAGUUGGAGAAAGCCAAAGUUCAGCUGGAUCGAGAGUAUUUAGCUCAAGAAACGAAGAGAGCCAAGACCGCAGAGGAGCUUGCCUUAUGGGAGAAACAAAAGAAAUGGCAACAGACCGCUGAGAAAUUGAAAGAGAAGCUUAAAGAAAAGUCAGAGGAGCACACGAAGUUGCUAACGAACUAUGAAAAGCUUCGAUCCGUGGUGUCUUGCAUGGAAAGAGAGAAAUGGUUCUUGAAAAGCAAGUUGAAGUCAGAAUGUAACGUGGCUGGCAAUUUAUCCGCCAGACCUUUGAUGAACAUGCAGCAAAAUUUGAUGGAAGAACUUCAAAAGGAGUGCCAGACUCUUCGAGAUCGUAUCAAGGAGUUAACAGAUCGCCUUGAGAACGAGGACAACGAGAAGCUUUUGCUCAAAAUCGAAGAGCAAAAGAGACGAAUUGCUGCUUUGGAAAUCGUUUCUCAAGGCAAUGCUUACGUAGUCAGUCAAUUGGAAAAGCUGGAGAUGACGAAGGACAUCCUCGAGAAGAUGAAUUUGACUUUAGAAGCGGAAAAUUUCGAGCUACGCCUCGAAUUAGAGAAAGCUAACGCGGACACACCCCGAUUGAGGGAGAAGGUCGAUCAUUUAGAGAAAUACAUCGAGUUACUGAAAGUAGAAAAGUCUUCUGACUCUACUCCAAGAUCGUUGGACAGAGAUGUACAGGAUCAUGGUUCGAGGAAGUCUGUUGCAGAGAUGGAGAAAACGAUUUUCACUCUGAAAAGGAUCAUCGAGAAACUUCAAGCGGAGAACAAACGACUUAAACUUAGUUCAAAGAAGAAUAAUUUUACGCAUCGGGGAAAAACGAGUACCCAAAUUGAGGGUGUAUUUCAAAAGCAGUACGAGGAAGCACAGAAACGCAUCGUAGCAUUGGAGACCGAUCUGCAAUUAGCGGAACAAAGAGUAGCAGCGUUAGAAAGGACUCAGAAGGAAGAGGACAACGGGGAAAUGAAAAUGUUGAGGGAACAAUUAUACCAAAAGUCUGAACUCCUAGACAAAGUGAAACAUUUAUUAUCGAGAGCAGCCAUGAACGAGAAAACUCUUCGGCAACGUGUACAGCAACUAGAAUUGAAACAGACGUUGUCUACGAUACCAGAGUGCUAUGUAACACCACCCACUCCGGAGUAAACAGCGUCCGGUAAGUACAUUGUUCGCAUAUAUUUUGUUACUCGGUUGACAACAGUGUGCUACCGAGUAUUUGUCUAUUGUUCCAUUCCUUCGCUUCUAUUUUAAUCUCUCUUCAAUAUGAUAUUCGUUUCGUACUUUGAGUAGUUAUUUCAAGCUAUAAUUGUACUGGUGCAGCCAUGUUUCCUAACAUAUCUUAUCAAAAUUUUCUCU